AAAAGUCAUUUUUCUUGCGCUACCUUGAAAAUAAAGUGGAGGCUGGUGGAAAACGCUUCUUAAGUCAUGUACAUUUUUUACAACAUGACUCUGUUUCCGUGGGGCAGCUAGGAGUCUAAAUAUCCACGUGAGACUCCUUGGAGAUCGGGCUGUUGGUUAGGCGACACGCUGUGGAUGAUACAUUUCAGCUAGCCUAAAGCUGCUAUAGUUAGCUAGCUACUACUCGCCAGGUUUGACUUUAUUGUGCUUUCCAAGCUGAUAGCGCAGUGAGUGAUGUGGAAAGUAACGUUUCAAGCGUUCGGUGUUUUGCUGUUGGCGUGGUUGUUGGGAAACUUUGUUCUGGGUUGGUUUCAGCAAAACACCAAACCCCAAACGCAGCACAGCGAGCAGCAUCCGAGCAGAACCUCGGAGAGCCAGGACCAGAGCUGCUUCUGUCAUCUCACAGGCGUCCUGGAUGACUGCUUCUGUGACGUCGAAAGCAUCGACAUUUUCAACAACUUCAAGAUCUACCCUCGCAUCAGGAAGCUGACAGAGAGAGACUACUUCAGAUACUACAGGGUGAACCUGAAGCGACCGUGUCCUUUCUGGCCUGAUGACGGACACUGCUCCAUCAAAGACUGCCACGUGGAGCCCUGCCCAGAGAGCAAGGUUCCUGUUGGCAUCAAGUCUGGGAACUACAACAAGUACUCGCAGGCGGCCAAUACGAUGUCGGACGUGGUGGAGUGCCAGCAGGCCAAGGAGCUGGGGGCCAUCAACAGCACCCUGAGUAACCAGAGUAAGGAGGCGUUCGCUGACUGGGCGAGACACGACGACGCUCAGGAUCACUUCUGUGAGCUGGACGAUGAGACGUCUCCAGAUGCAGAGUAUGUGGAUUUGCUCCUGAAUCCGGAGCGAUACACCGGAUAUAAGGGUCCUUCAGCCUGGAGAGUGUGGAACAGCAUCUACGAGGAGAACUGCUUCAAGCCCAGGUCGGUGUAUCGACCUCUGAACCCUCUGGCUCCCAGCAGAGGAGACGAUGAUGGGGAAGGUUUCUACACCUGGCUUGAAGGUUUAUGUUUGGAGAAGAGAGUUUUCUACCGACUCAUCUCAGGCCUCCACAGCAGCAUCAACAUCCACCUGUGUGCCGAGUACCUGCUGGACGAGGGAUGGGGACGCUCAGUGUGGGGUCCAAACGUCCAGGAGUUUCGUCAGCGUUUUGACAUGGCAGAGACAAAGGGGGAGGGCACGCGACGCCUGAAAAACCUCUACUUCCUGUACCUGAUCGAGCUGCGGGCGCUCUACAAGGUGGCGCCGUACUUUGAACGAGCCAUCGUCAACCUAUACACAGGAAAUGCUCAGGAGGACGGAGAGACCAAAGACCUGCUGCUGCAGAUCUUCAAUGAGAUCAAAGCCUUCCCCAUGCACUUCGAUGAGAAGUCCAUGUUUGCUGGACACAAACUGGAAGCCAAAACAUUAAAGGAGGAGUUUCGUCUCCAUUUCAAGAACAUCUCCAGGAUCAUGGACUGUGUGGGCUGCAGUAAAUGUCGCCUCUGGGGGAAACUGCAGACUCAGGGUCUCGGUACUGCUCUGAAGAUCCUCUUCUCUGAGAAGGAGAUCAAGAACCUUCCUGAACACAGCCCAUCCAAAGGCUUCCAGCUUACUCGUCAGGAGAUCGUGGCCUUGAUGAACGGCUUCGGCAGGUUAUCCACCAGCAUAUAUCAGCUCCAUCACUUCCGUCAGCUGUUGGAGGAGAAAAGGUAACAGGAGGCGAUGCUCCACCUGGACAGCAGGCGUCACCGUCCCACACUGCAACAGUCUACCUGCUCUCAGAAGAAGGCCUCCUGCAUGGACCUGAGGACCAGCCGUGACCCCUGUUUUUGUCCCAUGAACCGCCCCUCUAUAAGCCCCUCCCCCCGUCACACAUCAUGAAUGUUAAUUCUUCAGCCUCCUCUCGCCUUCAUCAGAAAAUAUUUGGAACAUUUAAACCGACACGUUUUUCUCUACUCUUGAAACUUGUCCUCGAAUUAUUUUUGAAAAGAAAAAAGCAGCAGAUGUUGAUGUAGAGCAACGGGAACAGAGCGAGGCCUUGGCGACGAGAGGCCCGCCGCAGCAGGAGACUGUGGUUUACAGCUGCUGGGGAGAUCCGCCCUCUGCUGACCUCACAUCCUGUUGUCUUUUAUACUGACACCUGAUUUCCUGUAGAAGAAGGAAGGACUCUGCUAGGGUGGGCGCCAAGCCUGCCAGCGCACAGCUGCCUGUGUUUGUGUUUGUCUUUACUUUUUACUGUUGUUGCUCCAAGUCUGCUCGUGUCUGCCACCUCAGGCCUGACUCAUGUCAGCUCACUGUGUGUGUGUGUUCCUGUCUAGCUAUCUUUGUGAGGACUGAAAUCUGCAUUCUACUAUACUUGUGAGAACCAACAGUCACUUGUGACACACUCACCGGUCCUCACAAGUUUGAAGCCUUUUUGAGGCUCAAAAUGUGGUUUUAGUGUCAGGGUUACAGUUAGGUUAUGGUUAGGUUUAGGGUUAGGCAUUCAUUUUUAAUGGUUAGGGUAAGGGGCAAGGGAAAGCAUUAUGUCAAUGAAGGUCCUCACUAAGAUAGCUGAAUGGAGUUGUGUGUGUGGUGUGUGUGUGUGUGCACAGAUAGUCUUCUCUCACGUCCAGCCUCACUGCAUCAAACCAGUGAUGGAGACAGUCAGUGUGUCCCUGACGUCUUUGAUUGUCGGCCCUCAGAACGCCAGGCUUCAGUCCUGACUAACUCGGCCCUCAUAGGAGUUCAUAUUUGUUUGUUUUCAUCAGUAACAAAUGUUGAUGUAAUCAUUUGUUUGUAAAAUAAUGGGUGGAUAGAGGCAGCAUGAAGCCAGCUGAAGCUUGGAGGGUUACCCACAUUGCUGAGCAUGUGUAGGACAGACACGCCUCGGUCAGACUUCACUGGAUGUGCACGCCGCUUAGUGACUGCUGCCAGGACUUCAAACGUCUCACCAACUGUCACAGGAAUCAGAUACCUGCACCUUCAUCAUGUGUGUGUGUUUGUGUGUUGGCCAGUACAGAGAAGCUGAUGGGACUGCUGUUUCCUGCUGUGUGGGUGGGUGAGCCGUGCUGCUCAGGCUCCACUUAGCUCGCUUUGCUGCUGUUUGGCUCCAGGUCUGUUGGCUUAAAGACACAUUUGUUUAGAAAGUGUUAGAAAUGAGUUUUUGCUUCAGUAUUUUAUUCACACUGUAAACGGGAUUUAUUCACACAGAAAUCAAACGUCUUUUCAUACGAGUGAAGCUGAGGAUGACAAGCACAGGUUCAGGGGUGCUGUGAGGAAAAGCAGCUGUGCAUGAUUCACAGCUCUAAUCAUAUAGAUCCAUACAUGUUAAUAGAACACAAAUAAACCGCCAUGUCAGCCCCACAGGGAUUGAAAAAGAUCCACCUCCUCCUCAAACUAAUCAUGUAAUGUCUUUUUCAGACGAACUCUUUUGUUUGCUCAGCAGUUAAAGCAGCAGGUGGACCAAAGAAUUCUGGGUUGCCUUUAUUUGAAUUUUUAUCCUUUUGUUUGUUGAAGAUGCCCCGAAGCUAUUUUGAGCUGUUACUUCCUGAUUCUUUGAGUAGACAUUUAAAAACAAGCAGAAUAAAAGAUGUGAUGCAGCAUCAGAACCACAGUGCAGCUCUGGCAGCUUCUUUAAUGCUCUUUGUUUUCUUUGUAAAAUUAAAGUAAAAAUAGGAAUGUCAUCCAGCUGCAGCUCUGUGUGUGUGUGUGUGUGUGUGUGUGUGUGUGUGUGUGUGUGUGUGUGUGUGUGUGCGCGCAGAGGGGCAUGCCAGGUUGUUCACCUGUUUGUGAUGCUUGGUGAAGCUCACUGCUGGGUUGUUAGCUGAGUCAGUAAUGCCACCAUGAUGGACCAGAAAGAUUUUUUUCAAAAGACCUUAAAGAUCAUUUCAGGAAUUCACAUUUUUUUAAAGCACAGGUGAGUUAAUAAUGCAGCUUUAUAAGGUGUGCCACCUAAUCAUAAUCAUAAGUUUUCAUUCUAAUGCUAAACAAAAAUAACAUUCGCAGCUUUCAACAACAGAAACCUAAAACUAAGAAAUCAGUUUGGUUUUUACAUUUUUAUGUAUUUUUUGGUUUUUGUUGUUGAGCUGGGAAGAUGAUAUGUUAGUGAUGCUGAUGUGAGAGGGUCACGGGAGCUGCCGCAGGGCGAGAGGCGGCGUACGCUGCACAGGUCUGUAGCGAGGCUGAUGCUGAGACACCUGGAAAAUGUAAGAAUAGCUCGAAGCUUUCAGAAUCAAAGAUUUCAGAUUCAGAAUCCAGAUGUUGUGAUCAUGUGACCAAUCAGUUAUUGAUGCAUUAUUAUUGGUUACUCUCAGUCGGCUAGAAGCCAAUAAGACAGCAGAUGAGGUGUGUGCUGUGUACUGGUCAGACAUGCAGUGAUACCUGAGUUUCAGAGCACACACCUCCCACUGUGGCAGUGAGUUAGCCCACUUUAGGCCAGUGGCGGCUGACUGGUUAUUUGAGAGUAGAUAUAAAGUUACCCAACAUUAGUUUCAGUUUGUGGCUCAGCCUCCAUCAGAGACGAGCAGGGAGACGUUAUCUCUGUGUGUGAGAGAGAGAGAUGUGCUUGCCUUUCUCUGAGCCUCGCUUGCCCAGCAGCAGUCUUGUACAGUCCACUCACCAGCCUUAAAAAACCAAACCAGUUCAGAAGUUCGACACAAAAGGGUCAAAAAGGGUGUACCUGUGAACUUUAUUUAUUUGACAAGAGGAAUAAAUAUUUCUGAACCCAAAUGUGGUGUUUACUUAUUCUCUCCAUUUCCUUUUUUCUGACACUGAUUUAUUGUGUCUGCCCCAAAACUGAGUGCUGUCCUUCACUGGCUGUAUGUCUUUAUUUCACACCACAAACACACAAAAGCUCAACAACAAAACAUGUGAUGUGUUACAAAUCUUACAAAAGCAGUAAAUCUGUUAGAAAUCUGGAGCUGAAGCUUGUCCCGAGCCAUGCAGCACACACUGAUGGGUGUGCUUUGGAAACGGUGAUCGAUACCCAACCUUGAAGUGAUUUUCAGAUGUGGAUAUACAACACGUGGAGUGAUUGGCUACCUGGUUACUGUUUAAAUCAGUGUUGUUUCCACACGUGUGGCUUCUUCACCAACUCUUCCUGCUUUUCUCACAAAGUAAAAAGAUAAAAACUUUCAUGAGCUUUUCAAGGAUUAAGGAAAAUGAUCUGCUAGUUCCUUUUAGAAAUACUACCUACAGCCCUCCAUUAACACUGAAUACUUUCUUCAAAGUGACUAAUAAGUAGUUUUGAUCAUUUCUGCCUGCCUUUUCCCACUUCAUGAAUUGCACUGAAGCAUUCUGAGCUGCCUAAGAAUCCUUUCAGUUUAGUUUCAGUUUCCAAGGAAUGCUCCAAGAUGUCACGUAAUGACAGAACAAUGUUUACAGCAACGUGUCCAGGAGGGGUGACAGACCGCCUUCAAAAGUGUAAGGAAACAAAGUCUGCCAAAUGCAGAUAACCCCAGAGUCACCACUGAGAGUUCACACCGGUCUAAUUUCUUUCAUCUGAAAUAAAAUGAACAAGUGUUGAGCAAAGCAAAGUUUGAUCCUGGUUAUUGGUUCUCCAAUCAGCUGAUUUCAGUUGGUGUGCAGGAGGAGGAAAAUAAUGGCUCAGUCUGCAGCGUGAGCAUGGAUGUUACUUUUAUUAUUAUUGCACAAAGGACGAGAGCGUGAUGGUAAAGUGUAAACUGGACACAAAAAGCUGCAUUAUGCUGCUAACACAGCAUCAGCUGCACAGACAGCAUGCUAACACCAUGUUUACUCUGUGCUCAGACCUGAAUACUGACACACAGAUCACAUGUGUGUAUCCUACAAACCAGCACCUGGGUUUAUGUUGUUUCAGGUCAUUUUAGGGAGAAAUGUUAAAAUAGUGUAAUGAGCAGCAUAAUGAAUUCUUUUCUACUAGAAUUAGUUGAUGUGCUGUGUAACCUUUAAGAAAACUGUUCUGUGUAAUUUGUAACACAAAUCACAGCAAAGAGGGAAACACUUCCAGCAUUCACAAACAUUUGACCAGACACCGUGUAAUUAAUCAUGUGAUGUGCUGCUUAGAGAUGGUGGAGCCUCUCAAAGCAGAGCCAAUGAGAACCCAGUGAUAAUGGAUAAGAAACUCAGUAAGGGAUUGAUUCAAUGAGUGAUAUCAACAAUUGUCAGAAUUGCUAAAUUUUCAUCAAUAUUCAUCCCUAUUAGCACGUGAGCAUUUGUGCAUUAUCGUCACAGCAACAGCGUUCUGCCACUUCAAAGAAACCAAAAUAGAAAUCUCUGCCACACAUCUGUGCUCCGUUUUUCAGACAGAGCAGAUUCAGUGAGAGCACACACAACCCACGGACGGAUGGAUGGAUGAACUGAUGGACGGAUGGAUUGAUGGAUGGAUGGACAGACGGAUCGAUGGAUGGACGGACGAAUCAAUGGACGGAUGGAUGGAUGGACGGACGGAUGGACGGACGGACGGAUGGAUGGACGGAUCGACGGAUCGACGGAUGGAUGGAUGGACGGACGGAUGGACGGAUCGAUGGACGGACGGACGGACGGAUCGAUGAAUGGACGGACGGACGGAUCGAUGGAUGGAUGGACGAAUCGAUGGACGGACGGAUGGAUGGACGGACGGAUGGACGGACGGAUGGACGGACGGAUGGACGGACGGACGGACGGACGGAUGGAUGGACGGACCGACGGAUGGAUGGACGGAUCGACAGAUGGAUGGAUGGACGGAUGGACGGACGGACGGAUGGAUGGACGGAUCGACGGAUGGACGGAUGGACGGAUGGACGGACGGACGGAUGGAUGGACGGAUCGACGGAUGGAUGGAUGGACGGAUGGACGGACGGAUGGAUGGAUGGAUGGACGGACGGACGGAUGGAUCGACGGAUGGACGGACGGACGGAUGGAUGGACGGAUGGAUGGACGGACGGACGGAUGGAUCGACGGAUGGACGGACGGACGGAUGGACGGACGGACGGAUGGACGGACGGACGGAUGGACGAAUCGAUGGACGGAUGGAUGGACGGAUGGAUGGACGGAUGGACGGACGGAUGGAUGGACGGAUGGACGGACGGAUGGAUGGACGAAUCGAUGGACGGAUGGAUGGACGGACGGACGGAAUUUUUAAUGAAGCAUUUUGUGCAUCUCCGUCUUUUAAAAAGCUGCAGAGGUCUUCUCCAUUGAAGAUAUUUGAACACAUUAUUAAAUUGUUACU
This is a messenger RNA of Pelmatolapia mariae (spotted tilapia), 7195 nucleotides long. It is a transcript of the gene ero1b, whose product is annotated as endoplasmic reticulum oxidoreductase 1 beta. Bases 274 to 1740 code for a protein of 488 amino acids. Gene Ontology annotation, cellular component: endoplasmic reticulum; endoplasmic reticulum membrane. The record is from RefSeq and is a predicted model, not a curated record. The transcript is spliced from 16 exons. Gene Ontology annotation, molecular function: protein-disulfide reductase activity; thiol oxidase activity; FAD binding. Gene Ontology annotation, biological process: protein folding in endoplasmic reticulum. Lineage: Eukaryota; Metazoa; Chordata; Actinopteri; Cichliformes; Cichlidae.